CUUGCGGUGAAUCCGAAUAUCAUUGGAGAUACGGGGGAUCCCUGUGUAGCAAUGGCUGCCGAGUCCGGUACUGACAUCGAUCCAGAAUGCUUAGCUGAUUUCAAGCCGUUUCCUCAUUGGUGGCUCGUUUUCUCAUGGGUGUGGUGGCACGUCUCCCCUUCCUGCUGAUGCCCGGUAUGGGAAUGAACUCGUACUUCGCAUACCAGGUGGUUGGCUAUAUGGAAAGUGGGGCUGUACCAUACGAAACAGCUCUUACUGCCGUAUUUGUUGAAGGGUUGAUUUUCUUGUUUUUAGCCCGCAGUGGAUUGCGACAGUACAUCGCGGAGCCUAUCCCUAGACCCGUUCGGCUAGCGACCAGUGCUGGAAUUGGCUUUUUCUUGUCUUUCAUUGGAUAUCAGACCUCCAAUGGUAUUGGACUUGUCACCGCCAAUGCCUCACACUUGUCACACUGGGUGGGUGCGCACCGGAGAACCGUUCUAGCGACUAUCCAGUCACUUGUGACACCCAGAUGGACUCUCCCUACUGGGGACACUCCUGCCGGUGAUGCGAAGUGGGACUACUUCUCGCAAGUAGUAGACUUCCACAGUAUAUCCAUGUCGGCACUUGCCUUGGACUUCAGUUUUGGCAAUCCGGAGAUGUGGCUGGCAUUAGUAACAUUCCUUUACGUAGAUUUACUAGAUACGACAGGUACGUUAUAUUCACUGUGCAAGUUUGCAGGAUUCAUCGACGAAUCUGAAUCCGCUGACUUCGAGAGCAGUUACGCAGCAUUCAGCGUUGAUGCAAUUGCAGCCAUACUUGGAUCACUACUAGGCAUGUCUCCUGUCACCACAGCCAGCGAGAAUGGUGCGGGUGUUAUUGGAGGCGGUCGUACUGGAAUCACUGCUUUAGUCGGUGUGGUAUGCUUCAGUAUUGCAUGUUUCUUCGCCCCGAUCAUCGUGAACAUUCCCGUGUGGGCAAUUGGUCCUGCACUGAUCAUGGUAGGUGUUAUGAUGGCUCGCGCCUUGGUAGACAUUGACUGGGAAGAUCCCAUGGAGGCUAUCCCCGCCUUUGUCACGACCACUGUGAUGCCUUUCACCUACUCCAUUGCUUAUGGUCUGAUUGCUGGUUGUCAGGUCUACGUUAUGCUGUAUUUAGUGAACGUCGCUUGGGAUUGGUCUUUGUGGCUACUCUAUAAGUUUGUGAACAAGACAUUCAAGGCCGACUGAGAGAUGCCUAAGAGGGGUCAGACUCCAAUUCCUUACACGGCUAAGAAUAAACUGCCGCACUCUUUCAAGAGUUGGAACAAGAAGCAACAUCUCAGGAACAAGGCAGGUGUAGAAUCCAUGGACCAAAUGUUUGCACCUCCAAGCAGCACGAAGAUAGGCAGUGCGCCUGUAGACGUGAAGGUUGAGGACACAGUGCUCACCCUUUAACGUUACAUUGGAUAUCAGUACAAUCAAUCACAACUUUAACAUUGGAUAUCAGUAAAAUCAAUCACAACUUUAGUUAUUUAGCAACAUCCCCGCUGCAAACACAGCGUUUCCAUGGAACCAGCAUAAAGUAAGAAAAUAAACACAAAAACGGC
Molecule: messenger RNA, 1564 nt
Organism: Sphaeroforma arctica JP610
Lineage: Eukaryota; Ichthyosporea; Ichthyophonida
Exons: 2
Coding region: 135-1205 (356 amino acids)
Biological process (GO): transmembrane transport
Cellular component (GO): plasma membrane
Molecular function (GO): purine nucleobase transmembrane transporter activity
Source: RefSeq, a predicted model, not a curated record